Molecule: messenger RNA, 1641 nt
Organism: Paramuricea clavata
Lineage: Eukaryota; Metazoa; Cnidaria; Anthozoa; Malacalcyonacea; Plexauridae
Source: the annotation of a GenBank genome assembly
AUGUGGAACUCGAUUAAUGGCAUCUUGAAACGUGAUAAAAAGUCCUCCUCUCCAAGAUCAAUAAAAGAGGAUGGUGUCGAGAUCAAGGACUCACAUGGGAUAGCUGAAUCUUUCUGUAGGUAUUUUGCUAAUAUUACAUCUGAAUUUAUGGUUAAAACACCUAUACCUAAAACAAGCUUUCAUAAACUAAAGAAAUUUAUCGAGUCCAAAUGUUUAAGUGACACUAAGUUCAGUAUUGCAAUGGUUGACGUAGACUUUGUGAAGAGCCAACUGCUUAAAUUUGAGACGAAUGCAGCUGUCGGUCUUGAUUAUCUGGGAGCCAAAAUUCUUGGUUGUGCUGCUCCAGUUAUCCAGGUGAUCUCGUGUUCGUAUUUUAACCAAUCAGCGCUCAGAAAGGGUUGUCCGAAUAGAAAUCCAUUUUGAUGUAUUCAGUCAAUUAUAUCUUUCGUUAUUCUUCAUGAAACUAGUCGAAAUUUUGUAAUUAUGUUUGGUUGUGAGAACUAUAGCUCUGACAAAAAUAUGGAGUCGAAAUAAAGUAUAUUACAAGAGAUAUUCAGUUGUUUUAAUCAUAAAAUGGAUUUCUAUUUGACAACUAGUGCCAGUACUUUUCCGCGUAUCAACAUCAUCUGGAUAGUACCCCAUAUUCAAGAAUAAUUAACUAAAGUAUUUCAAUGUCUUCAGUGCCAUUACGUUGGAAAUGUGCCAGGGUCACGCCCAUAUUUAAAGGUGGAGAUCUUACGGACAGAUCCUAUUAUCGUCCCAUCUCAGUUCUACCUCUUUUAUCAAAAGUCCUUGAAAGACAUGUCAGUGAGAAAUUAUAUUCUUAUUUAACAGUUAACCAGCUAAUCUCCAACAAUCAAUCAGGAUUCCGCAAAAACCACUCAUGCCAAUCACUAUUAAUAAAGCUAACUGACUUCCUGCUUCGCAACAUGUGUAGAAAUUAAACGGUUUUGACAUUUUCAUAGCUUUAUAAUUUGUGUUAAUUAAUUUAUUGUUUAUUUUAUGUUUAAGACUUCAUGUAAGUUUGUAUAUAGUAACGUAUUAGACAAAACAUUCAGUCGAGCGUGUCAGCGUGGUUUUUGGGUUUAUUUCGUCGGGAAAAAGCAGUCUAUAGAUUAGAGAUAUUCGAAAUAAGCAAACCCGUGUUUACAUUUGGUCCUAACGAGCCGGAUUUAAGUUAUUUUAGAGUGUUUUUGGACGAAUUUAGAGCGAAAAUUCGUAGUUUCAUUUUCGCUUCGUACACCGGAAGUGUACAAAAUCGGGAUAUAAUAUCGUGUUAUAACUAAGAGAAAAUUUAGUUUAAACUAAAUUUUCUCUUAGUUAUACAUGGCGGCCAUGCUAUCGGACUCGAAUACUGAACAAAAAGACGUUAAAGAAUUGUUAUUAAGAAUUGACGAACAGAAAGACGAAACAUUGCAUAUUAUGAAUCAACUCGAGGAUAUUUAUCAGCGAAGCAAAGAAUAUGAAAAUGCUAAAAAAGUAAAUGACGAAGCGGAUGCACUGGUCGAUCAAGUGGAAUAUGAAACAAGUUCAGCGCGUAUGUUUUUAACAUCGUUGGCAAAGAAACAGUGGAGUUCAAGCGCAGUGACGGUAACAAGCAGCAAAGAGUCGAACGUAGGCGAGACUUCGAAACAGAGGUAA